AUGUUUGCUAAGAUUUUGGCUGUUUCUGCUUUGGUAGCUUGCGCCCAAGCUGGAGUAAUUGGAGUUGGACACCAUGCCACUUCCUACUCAUCCCUCAGUGGUGCUCCAGUAGCUCACUACUCUGCCGCCCCAGUAGCUGCUCACUAUACCACCCCAGUUGCCGCUUACAACCACGCCCCAGCUGUCAUUAAGACUAUCAGCCCAGUUGCUCACUAUGCCGCCCCAGUUGCUGCUCACUACGCCGCCCCAGUUGCUGCUUACCAAAACACCCCAGCUGUUGUGAAGACUGUCGUCCCAGUAACUCACUACGCCGCCCCAGUUGUCAAAGCUGUACACCAAGAAGUAUACCCAGACACCCACCCACAAUACUCUUACCAAUACGGAGUACAAGACGCUGUGACCGGUGAUGUCAAGAACCAACAGAAGAACGAGGAGAUGUGUCAAGGGAUCUACACUUGGUCAACCUGA
Molecule: messenger RNA, 468 nt
Organism: Nicrophorus vespilloides
Lineage: Eukaryota; Metazoa; Arthropoda; Insecta; Coleoptera; Silphidae
Product: cuticle protein 18.6-like
Exons: 2
Coding region: 1-468 (155 amino acids)
Source: RefSeq, a predicted model, not a curated record